AUGGCGGAACACCGUGUAAGCAAGAGGCUGAGAAAUUACGUCACCAACAAGGAACAACCAGAAUUCACCGGCAAAAGUCUCAGGAAAAUUCGAGUCAUCUGCUCCGACCCUGAAGCCACCGACUCAUCAUCGGAUGAAGCGGACAGCGGAGAGCGUUCAUCGCCACGCCGAAUUGUUUGCGAAAUUGUGAUUGGGGUCAAAUCUGAAGAAGCCGAGGAACCUGUGGAGCGGAAGGAUUCGGCGGAUCAAACCGGAAAGAAGAAAUUAACCGGAGUUCGAUUGCGAAAGUGGGGUAAAUGGGCGGCUGAGAUCCGUGAUCCUUUUAGCAGAAAAAGAAUUUGGUUGGGUACAUAUAACACCGCGGAAGAAGCAUCGAAAGCGUAUACGACCAAGAAACAGGAGUUUCAAGCAAGAUUGUCGGCUUCUGCCCCAAUUCGACCCAAAUCCGAUGGCGAAUCGUCGACACAGGUUUCUCAGGAGGCCGAUCAUUACUCUACGGAGGGGGAGGAGAAGGAGACGCGUGUGUCGGGUCGGGUCGUUCCGGAUCACGCCCCAACUGCGAAAUCGAAAGUGGUUCAUUGGAAGAAGUGGGAUAGAUGGGGUGCCAAUGUUCAAAACCCGGUAAUCAAUUCAAACAUCCAGUCUGAUGAUACAUGUGAUGCUGAAGAAGAGGCUUCAAAUACACUCCAAUCGAUGAAGAUGGGUUUGAUGCCGGGUUACAUGGCCCCAUUCGGAUCAGAAAGCGGCUCAUCUCGUAAAUCCUCAAAGACCGAGACGAGCGGUGGCGGUGGUGGUGGUGGUGGUGAUGAAACAAUCAGCGGCACCACCACCACCACCACUUCCAUGGAAGUAUCCACAGAGGAGAAAGGAGGAAACACAACUACGGAGGAAGGUCAAUUAUGUGAAAAUGUAGAUACAGAAGAAGGAAACAAGCCACCAUGGUUGGGUUUGGGCAUUGGUAUGCUUGUGAUAGAUAACAAUGGCAAUCUGUUGGGUCAAUUCAGCAGGCUGGAUGAUGACCUGAGGAUCUGCUGA
Lactuca virosa is the source of this 1035-nucleotide messenger RNA. Lineage: Eukaryota; Viridiplantae; Streptophyta; Magnoliopsida; Asterales; Asteraceae. The record is from the annotation of a GenBank genome assembly.